AUGAAUCGUCGUAAAUCACAAUUAUUCUCAUUAUCUAUCUUACGUUGGUUUUACAAUAGUAUUGCUAUUAUACUUGGUAUAGUUCCACAAUCAAAACGAACUCGUCGUAUCUCAUCUAAACGAUGUAAUAAAAUUUUUAAGAAAUCUACGAAACAAAAAUCUUCACAAAUAGUUAUGCAUACAGAUAUGAAUACUAGGAUUAAUGAUGAUAUUUGUAGAUCUUCUGAGAUAGCAGUACUUAACAACAAUAAUAAUAAUAACCGUAUUUUUGACAAUUUAACACAUGGUGACAUAAGUGUUAAUAAAUGGUUUGAUAACAAUCAACAUCGAAUUUUAUGUAUUCAAGUAGAAAAUGAUAAGAUGCUCGAGUAUAUUCAAAAUUUAUUGAUAAAACAUAGAUCAACAUUGAAAAAUAUUCGAUUUAUUAAUUUUCAAGAACUUAUAGAAUCUAUUCAAUUGAUAAUAAUGAAUAGAACUCAUGAAGAUGUUUCAACAAUGACAGAUAUCAAUCAAAAUUGUUGUCAUGAUACAUUUUGUAUUAAUUUUAUGACACAAUCUGAAAAUAAACGUCGUUUGAAAGCAUUAGAAUUUAUUCGAAUAUUUAUUGAAAUGAAUGAAAAAGAUUUUUGUCAACAUCUUAUUAUUAAAGAACAUCUUUGUCAACAAAAGACAUUAGCUAUUUAUCAGAUAAUAAAACAAUUUCUUAAUAUUGUAUAUGAACAGAAAUGA
Molecule: messenger RNA, 729 nt
Organism: Adineta steineri
Lineage: Eukaryota; Metazoa; Rotifera; Eurotatoria; Adinetida; Adinetidae
Source: the annotation of a GenBank genome assembly